AUGUCCGAAUCCCCCGAAAAACACGUGAGCAAGCGCGGUUGUCUUAAGUCGAAACGCUCUCGUUUUCUCUUGGCAAUUGUCGUCCUCAUUGUGAUAAUUGCUGCCGUUGUUCCCCCCGUUGUCGUCACAUCUCUCCGGAAGAAGAAUAACAGCAUGGGCCCCAAAGCGAAGGUGUUCGUUCCACUUUACGUGUACCCUGCUCCUGAGGCGUGGUCUCCGCUUGAAAAUGUGAUCUCUGCCCACCCUGAUGUGAACUUUACCGUCGUAAUCAAUCCAGGAAAUGGACCGGGGCCUAACGCCCUCCCUGAUGCCAAUUACACUCGCGAGAUCCCGAAGCUCACGGCUUACGAGAAUGUGCGUCUUUUGGGUUAUGUUCACACCACAUACGCAACACGCAAUGUCUCUUCCAUCCGCAAGGAUAUUCAGACUUACGCCGACUGGCCGACUAAUUCCUCAAACCCCAACCUGGCGGUUCGCGGAAUCUUCUUCGACGAAACACCCCAACAAUACGAACCUCAAACCUUGAGUUAUUUGCAAGGACUGACGGACUUUGUGAAAGACCUCAAGGGUCUUGGCCCAAAUCAAUUUGUUGUUCACAACCCUGGUGCCGUUCCCGAUUCUCGGUACCUGGCAACAGCCGAUUCGACCGUCGUCUUUGAGGCUGCUUACAACACUUUCCAGGAACGCCAGGGCGCCAAGUUGUUUACUGAUAUUGCAGACAGCAAUCGUACCCAACUUUGCGCCAUUGUGCACUCCGUGCCUGAAGAGGUUGAGGGCAAGUCGCUUCGCGGCCUUGUGAAAGAAGUACGCAAGGUUGCCGAUGAAGUGUACAUCACUCAUCUUAGCACAGACUACUACGCCUCCUUCGGAGACAAGUGGACCGAGUUUGUCGAUCUGAUGGCGGCUUAA
Messenger RNA from Penicillium brevicompactum, 909 nucleotides. Its product is annotated as spherulation-specific family 4 protein. Bases 1 to 909 code for a protein of 302 amino acids. The record is from RefSeq and is a predicted model, not a curated record. The transcript has 3 exons. Lineage: Eukaryota; Fungi; Ascomycota; Eurotiomycetes; Eurotiales; Aspergillaceae.